Molecule: messenger RNA, 1338 nt
Organism: Aspergillus nomiae NRRL 13137
Lineage: Eukaryota; Fungi; Ascomycota; Eurotiomycetes; Eurotiales; Aspergillaceae
Product: acyltransferase family protein
Exons: 1
Coding region: 1-1338 (445 amino acids)
Biological process (GO): polysaccharide biosynthetic process
Cellular component (GO): membrane
Molecular function (GO): acyltransferase activity, transferring groups other than amino-acyl groups
Source: RefSeq, a predicted model, not a curated record
AUGGAGCGCACUAAAUGGCUGGACGGCCUGCGCGGCAUCGCCGCCGCGAUCGUGGCAUUCGACCACUAUUUCAUGGGAGAAGUCUGGCACCCAUUCCUCUCCUUCUGGGGGGGCCCGGAGCAGGAUAAUCAUCGCUUCGUGCAACUGCCACCCAUUCGCAUCCUCUUUUCCGCCCAUGCCAUGGUGACGCUAUUCAUGGUGAUCUCGGGUUAUGCGAUCUCCAUUAAUAUCCUCAAAGCCCGACCCAGUCAGCAAUACUACACACGGAUUUCCUCCGCCGUGCUGCGGAGACCCUUUCGAAUUUAUCUACCUGUGCUGGUCAUGGCGACGAUCAGUCAGUUGCUAUUUUUCUUCAAUCUCUAUAACUGGACCUUCGACGAGGGGCUCUUAAAGGGCCUCGAACCCUGGACGGCACCCUGGGCCCACAUCAAAUGGCUCUUCCUCUACAUGACCGACAGUCUGAACAUCAUCGCCUUCGAGUACAACGGCGGUUUCAACGGCCAGCUGUGGACCAUGCCCGUUGAAUUCCGGGGGUCCAACGUCAUCUUCCUGCUGCUAAUGGCGCUAUCCGCCUGGCGCCCAAAGCUCCGACUCUGGUUCCUGCCCGCGCUAGCACUAUACUUCCUCUGGUACGGCAUCUGGGACAUCUUCGGCUUCAUCUGGGGCCUCUGGCUCGCUGAACGCGCAGCAGCCACCACCACCACCACCGGGAACAGUCCAACCCAACCCACGGACGACGAGGAAGAAAAGCUGCCCCUAUUCCCAUUCUCCCCCUCCAACUGGAAAGAGCGCCUACUCAACCGCAAGAACUUCACCCUCUCCCGGAUAACAACCAUCCUCUCCUUCCUGCUCGGCUACCACCUCCUCUGCCUGGGCGACGACGGCCACCUCACCCCAGGCUACGAAUUCCUGUCCGUCUUCCAACCCGCCAAAUGGAAAGACAACUGGCAGAUCAUCCACUGGUGCUGGAAAUCCGUCGGCGCCGCCCUGACCGUCUACGCGAUCGGCGAAUCCCCGCUCCUGCAGCGCCCGUUCAACACCCGACCCGUGCAGUAUCUCGGCAAGAUCUCCUUCUCGCUGUACCUGGUGCACCAGGCCGUGUACCAUCUGUUGCGCGAUCCGCUGCGGAACUGGCUCUGGUUGCUGGCGAAUGGGAGCCCCUACCCGGGCAGUGUGGAGGCGACCGCGAACGAUCCCAUGUCGUUUCAUGUGGCGUGGUGGGCUUCGGGGAUUAUCCUGGGCACAGUCGUGCUGUAUGCGGCGCAUUAUUAUACGAUCUACGUGGAUAAUAAGUGUGUGGCGUUGACGAAGAGGGUGGAGAGGUGGCUGACUUCUUGA